AUGAACGCGGCUCAGCUGCUCCAAGAUUCCUUGUCUCCCAAUCAGGCAGCGAGAGAGUCAGCUACACAACAAUUAGAAGUGGCCGCUAGGGAUAACUUCCAUGGCUACCUUCAUACGCUCGCUGCCGAAUUGGCAAAUGAACAACAAGGAAUGGAUGUUCGUUAUGCAGCUGGUUUAGCUUUCAAAAACGCAAUUGCCGCUCGUGAUGCUGUGAAUCAGCCUGUAUUGACGGAACGAUGGCUCGCUUUACCCGACAACGCAACUGCACCACUGAAACAAUCAGUGCUCUCGACUCUUGGUUCAUCGCAACAUCGUGCAGGUGCAGUUGCAGCUACCUGUGUAUCAGCAAUUGCCGCUAUUGAACUCCCAGUAAAUAAAUGGUCAGAAUUGAUUCCUUCUUUAUUGGAAUUCGUAGGAAAUCAGGAGAAUGUAGGAUUAAGAGUAUCUACAUUACAAGCCGUCGGUUUCAUCUGUGAAGUUAUCCAACCCGAAAUUCUUUCCGCACGAUCAAACGAAAUCCUCACUGCCGUCGUACAAGGUGCACGAAAGGAAGAACCAAGCCAUGAAGUACAACACGCCGCUAUUCAAGCUUUACUCAAUUCAUUAGAGUUUAUCAGAGAUAACUUUGAGCGAGAGGGCGAGCGAAACUACAUCAUGCAAGUUGUGUGCGAAGCUACUCAAAGUCCAUCUGUAACAGUUCAAGUUGGUGCCUUCGAGUGUCUCGUUAGAAUCAUGCAUUUGUACUACGAGAAGAUGGAUUUCUACAUGGAACGAGCCUUGUUCGGAGUAAGUCUCAAUCGAGGUGGAUAA
Molecule: messenger RNA, 810 nt
Organism: Kwoniella shivajii
Lineage: Eukaryota; Fungi; Basidiomycota; Tremellomycetes; Tremellales; Cryptococcaceae
Exons: 6
Coding region: 1-810 (269 amino acids)
Biological process (GO): protein import into nucleus
Cellular component (GO): nucleus; cytoplasm
Molecular function (GO): nuclear import signal receptor activity; small GTPase binding
Source: RefSeq, a predicted model, not a curated record